Messenger RNA from Homarus americanus (American lobster), 474 nucleotides. RefSeq names its product skin secretory protein xP2-like. The record is from RefSeq and is a predicted model, not a curated record. Bases 1 to 474 code for a protein of 157 amino acids. NCBI's taxonomy places the organism in Eukaryota, Metazoa, Arthropoda, Malacostraca, Decapoda, Nephropidae. The transcript has a single exon.
AUGGGCGGUGGCACCCCUACAGGCUCAUCCAGGGACAUUGGCAGACUCAGGGGCUCUCCCAGGAACAGCAGCGCCCGCAGGGACCGUGCCAAAGGCGGUAGCGCAAGCCAGGACGCUCCCAGGGACAGGGACGCUCCCAAGGGCCCUCCCAGAGAUGGCCUGCAACAGGCGGUGGUGCCCCCAGGGACCUUGCCAGAGGCAGUGGCGUCCUUAAGGGCCUUGCCAGAGGCAGUGGCGGCUUCAGGGGCCUUGCCAGUGGUGCUGGCGCCCCCAGGUUCUCUCCCUGGGACAGUGGCCUUCCAAGGGGUCCUCCCAGAAACGGCAGCCCUCCCAGGGGCUCUGCCAGCGACAGCGGCGCUCACAUGGGCUCUCCCAAGGACAUUGGUGCUCCCAGGGCCUUGCCAGGGACGGUGGCGAACCCAGGGGCCCUCCCAGGGACAGCGACGCACCCAGGGGCCCUCUCCGGGAUGGUAG